This is a messenger RNA of Drosophila serrata, 2426 nucleotides long. Its product is annotated as glutamine--fructose-6-phosphate aminotransferase [isomerizing] 2. The record is from RefSeq and is a predicted model, not a curated record. Gene Ontology annotation, biological process: carbohydrate derivative biosynthetic process; UDP-N-acetylglucosamine metabolic process; protein N-linked glycosylation. NCBI's taxonomy places the organism in Eukaryota, Metazoa, Arthropoda, Insecta, Diptera, Drosophilidae. Gene Ontology annotation, molecular function: carbohydrate derivative binding; L-glutamine:D-fructose-6-phosphate transaminase (isomerizing) activity.
GUUAUUCCGACAGCGAAGUUGGCAGUUUAAGAGCUUGCCAGUUCCGAAGCGAAGUCAGCCACAACCAGUUAACCAGGCGAAAACCGGCAGCGCAACCAGCAGAAGCAUUUCAAAUAAUAUUCAAAGUCUUUACUUUUGAUUGAGUUUAUAACUUUAAAAAUGUGUGGAAUAUUUGCUUAUCUGAAUUACCUCACUCCCAAAUCGCGCCAGGAGGUGCUCGACCUGCUGGUCACGGGACUGAAGAGGUUGGAGUACCGCGGCUAUGAUUCCACUGGAGUUGCCAUCGACUCGCCAGAUAAUAAAAACAUUGUAAUGGUUAAGCGGACGGGGAAGGUCAAGGUGCUAGAGGAUGCCAUCCAGGAGCACUUCAGCGGCGGCGAAUACGGUGAGCCUGUUUUGACCCACAUCGGCAUCGCCCACACCCGCUGGGCCACCCACGGCGUGCCCUGCGAGAGGAACUCCCACCCGCACCGCUCCGACGAAGGGAACGGCUUCGUUGUGGUCCACAACGGCAUCAUCACGAACUACAACGACGUAAAGACCUUCUUAGCCAAGCGCGGCUACGAGUUCGAGUCGGACACGGACACGGAGGUGUUCGCCAAGUUGGUGCACCACCUGUGGAAAACCCACCCCACAUACUCGUUCCGCGAGCUGGUCGAGCAGGCUAUUCUGCAAGUGGAAGGCGCCUUUGCCAUUGCCGUAAAGUCCAAGCACUUCCCCGGAGAGUGCGUUGCCUCGCGCCGCAGCUCACCCUUGCUAGUCGGAAUUAAGACGAAGACUCGCCUGGCCACGGACCACAUCCCCAUUCUCUAUGGAAAAGAUGACAAGAAGCAGAGCUCCGACAAAGAUGCCGACUCCGGCAAGGCUCAAGAUAUUCGUCCACAUGGACCAUCUCGUGAAUUACCAGUGCUUCCGAGAUCGGACAGCACCUCCGAGUUCAUGCCUCUGGAGGAGAAAGAGGUGGAGUACUUCUUCGCAUCGGACGCUUCCGCCGUUAUUGAGCACACCAAUCGUGUCAUCUACUUGGAGGAUGACGACGUGGCAGCGGUUCGCAAUGGAACGCUGAGCAUCCAUCGCCUGAAGAAAAGCCUGGACGAUCCACACGCGCGCGAAAUCACUACAUUAAAGAUGGAAAUUCAGCAGAUCAUGAAGGGCAACUACGACUACUUUAUGCAAAAGGAAAUUUUCGAGCAGCCCGACUCUGUGGUUAAUACAAUGCGUGGUCGCGUACGCUUCGACGAAAAUUCAAUUGUACUAGGAGGAAUUAAGGACUACAUUCCAGAAAUUAAACGCUGUCGGCGCCUAAUGCUCAUUGGGUGCGGCACGUCAUACCAUAGCGCCGUUGCCACUAGGCAGCUCCUCGAAGAGCUAACCGAGCUGCCUGUUAUAGUUGAGUUGGCAUCCGACUUUCUGGACCGCAACACUCCCGUUUUCCGAGACGACGUCUGCUUUUUUAUCUCUCAGUCUGGCGAGACUGCAGACACCCUGAUGGCCCUGCGCUAUUGCAAGCAACGGGGAGCCCUUAUCAUGGGAAUCACCAACACCGUGGGCAGCAGCAUUUGCCGAGAGUCCCACUGUGGAGUGCACAUUAACGCUGGCCCGGAGAUCGGUGUGGCCUCGACGAAGGCAUACACGUCGCAGUUCAUCUCAUUGGUGAUGUUUGCGCUGGUCAUGUCCGAGGACCGCCUCUCACUGCAGCAGCGUCGACUGGAAAUUCUGCAGGCUUUGUCAACGCUCGCGGAUCAAAUUCGUGCGGUUCUUAAACUCGACUCGAAAGUCCAGGAGCUGGCCAAGGACCUCUACCAGCACAAGUCACUGCUGAUCAUGGGUCGCGGCUACAACUUUGCCACCUGCCUAGAGGGAGCCCUGAAAGUCAAGGAGCUGACCUACAUGCACAGCGAGGGCAUAAUGGCCGGGGAACUAAAGCACGGCCCACUGGCCCUCGUCGAUGAUUCCAUGCCCGUCUUGAUGAUAGUCCUGCGCGAUCCCGUCUACGUCAAGUGCAUGAACGCCUUGCAGCAGGUAACUUCGCGCAAGGGCUGUCCGAUUAUCAUUUGCGAGGAGGGAGACGAGGAGACCAAAGCGUUCUCUUCCCGCCACCUGGAGAUCCCCCGAACCGUUGAUUGCCUGCAGGGUAUUCUCACCGUUAUCCCCAUGCAACUCUUAUCCUAUCACAUUGCUGUACUUCGCGGAUGCGAUGUCGAUUGCCCCAGAAAUCUAGCAAAGUCCGUGACGGUCGAGUAACACGACUAUGAUAGUCUUCUUGGCCAACAUGGCCCCCAUGAUAAUCUCUACUCAUUCUUGGCGACAUCGUUACACAUAUCACAUUCGUUAAUCAAUCAUUUAAAACAGUUUAAAAUAACCAUCAUCAGUGUUUAUAAAGAAACGAACUCUUAUUAUAAUUAAUAAAUUUUUGUUAGCGUUUA